UAGAUGGCAGGAAGCGCCCGCUGCUGGCGCACAGCAAGAGGAGGAAGAAGCAGACCUCACACGUGUUCCUGCACCAGAGUGUCAACAUGGGCAAAAGAAAACAAAAUAAGCAGUUUCUAACUACUUUAUCCAAAAAACAGAAGAAGCACUUGAAGGAGUUUGGAGAGGAACAUCCUUUUCACGAUGUAGUUAAUGAAAGACCUGAAAAAACUCAAGUAAUGGAACUGCCGUCAAGUCCAGAACAAUCUGAGUCAGAGGCCGAUGAGCUGGAACCAGAAGAAGAAGAGGAGGAACCAGAGCAGAAAACAGCCUAUCAGAAACUUCUUUCAACUCUCAGCCAACCAAGAGGUGAAGCUCAGAGCGAAGAGGAGGACAGCACAGAUGAUGAGGAGGAGGAGGAAGAAGAGGAGGAGCUUCUUGGUGAAGAUGAGAUUGAUGCUGAGGAGGGAAGUGAGGGUGGUGAUGAAGAUGAAAAGGGAGAAGGAGAACCUGCAGAUGGAGAGGAAGCUUUGAUGGAAGCAGGAGAUGGGGAGGAUGACAGGAAGGAGCUGGGAGAUGAGUUUGUAGACAAAGAGCAUGAGUCCCAGUUCUGUCUGGAGACCAACUUCACGGGAAAAGGAGAACAGGAGGAAACACGGGACGAAGAUAGUAAAGACAUGUUUGUCCAGCAUUUGGACACAGAGCUUGACGAAGAGGACAUGCAGAAGAUAACAUCGGGCUGCAAAUCAAAGACUCAGAUUACGUGGCCAAAGCUGGGAACUCUGCUUUGCACCAAUCCCCUGGAGAAGUUUGGCCCUAUCGGCCCCCAGACAGACACAAACCUCCCAGUUUUCCAUAAACUUGUGGAGACACGCUGGAGGGAUCUGAACCAGACGUUCAAUCAUAAAGGGCAGGCCGAAGAGAUCAGCCCUCUCCAGCUGGAGUUGCUGGCCCUAAUGGGCUCCUAUAAAGAUCUGUACUACCCGGAGACAUGCCCUGUCAAGCAGGGACCACAUGUGCGCAGUGCAUAUUGCCUCCAUGUGCUUAACCAUGUACUGAAGGCUAAUUCUCAGGUCCUGGCUCAUAACUCACAGUUGAAAGAGCAGAAGAGUCGGACUAAAGCCGGAGCCGAGCCACAGGAUGAACUCCGAGACCAAGGACUCACCAGGCCAAAAGUCCUGAUCCUCGUUCCAUUUCGGGGAAGCGCGCUGCAGGUCGUCCAUACGCUCAUCAGCCUGCUGGAGACUAAAGGCAAGAAAGUGAUGGUGAGCAACAAGAAGAAGUUCAAGGAAGAAUUUGGAGAGGACGAGGAUGAGAAGCCGCCCAAUUUGCAGAGACCAGACGACUAUAACGCUAUCUUUACAGGCAACGUGGACGAUCACUUCAGGAUAGGUGUCUCCAUUUUGAAGGGCAGCAUGCGCCUCUAUGCCCCCUUCUAUUCAUCCGACAUCAUCAUCACGUCUCCUCUGGGCCUUCGCACUGUGCUGGGAGCAGAAGGAGAACGCAAGAGAGACUUUGAUUUCUUGUCCUCUAUCGAACUGCUAGUGGUGGAUCAGGCAGACGUCUUCCUCAUGCAGAACUGGGAGCACGUGCUGCAUGUGAUGAAGCACAUGAACCUGCAGCCGCUGGACUCCCACGGUGUCGACUUUUCCAGAGUGAGGAUGUGGAAUCUGAACAACUGGGCCCGAUACUACAGGCAGACGCUGGUUUUCAGCUCCAUUCAGGACCCACAGAUCAACAACAUCCUCACCAAGCACUGCGCCAACUACCGCGGACAGAUUGUCAUAAAGAACAUACCAAAAACUGGUUCCAUCUGCCAGGUCUUGGUCCAGCUGCCUCAUGUCUUCCAGAUGUUUUCCUCCGCCAGCUUCAUCGACCACGAUGCUCGGUUUCAGUUCUUUAUAGACAAAGUGCUGCCGCAGUACAAGGAUUCGGUUAUGUCACACACUCUGAUCUACAUCCCGUCUUACUUCGACUACGUUCGGCUGCGUAACUACAUGAAGAAAGAGGAGAUGAACUUUGCCAGCGUCUGCGAGUACUCCAGCAAAUCCGAGGUGUCCCGAGCACGCCACUUUUUCCAAAAGGGGGAGAAACAGUUCAUGCUCUUUACGGAGCGCUUUCACUUCUACAAGAGGUACACAAUCAAAGGGAUCCAGAACCUGAUAUUUUAUGGAUUGCCCUCCUUCCCACACUUCUAUAGCGAGGUGUGUAACAUGCUGGCAACAGCAACUCAGGGGGAGGAGGCCAGCUGGACCUGCACGGCACUCUACUCGCGCUACGACGCUCACAAACUGGCUGCCAUCACCGGAGCACAGCGAGCAGGACAGAUGCUGAACUCCAACAAGGCUGUUCACCUCUUUGUCACGGGAGGGGAAGACAAAAAUGUGUGAUGACACUGGAUGAAUAUGAAAAGGACCACUGGAGUAAAUUGAGCAUAGGUGUUUACCAUGCUUAAUAAUCAGGAAAGUUUCCAAAUGCACCAGAAAACAUGUUUAUUGGCUUUGUUUUAUGGUCUCCUGCAACAACAUUCCUUUCAUUUGUAAAGAGAUUAUUAACUUGUCACUGAUAAGAAGAGUUGGAUGUUUAUUAUUAAAAACUUUCCUUAUCUUUUA
This is a messenger RNA of Maylandia zebra (zebra mbuna), 2591 nucleotides long. It is a transcript of the gene utp25, whose product is annotated as UTP25 small subunit processor component. NCBI's taxonomy places the organism in Eukaryota, Metazoa, Chordata, Actinopteri, Cichliformes, Cichlidae. The record is from RefSeq and is a predicted model, not a curated record. Gene Ontology annotation, molecular function: U3 snoRNA binding; rRNA binding. Gene Ontology annotation, biological process: maturation of SSU-rRNA from tricistronic rRNA transcript (SSU-rRNA, 5.8S rRNA, LSU-rRNA). Gene Ontology annotation, cellular component: small-subunit processome; nucleolus.